AUGAGCUCCCUCCAACCCUCCCAGCAGGUCUCGAGACAGGCGACUAUGGACCCCAGAAACGAAAUAAACCCGCUCAUGGAUCACUAUAUCGGUGUUGAUGUCGGCACCGGGAGUGCCAGAGCGUGUAUCAUCAACGACAAGGGCGAUAUCGUCGGGUUGGCCUCUGAAAACAUUGGCCUGUGGCAGCCGCAGCAGGGCUACUACGAACAAUCAACUACGGAUAUUUGGAGAUGUAUCUGCAUCUGCGUACAGCGAGCUAUCAGCCAACAUAACAUUAACCCCCUCUCGAUCAAGGGCAUUGGGUUCGAUGCCACCUGCUCUCUCGCCGUCUUUGCCCACGAUACCGGUGAACCUGUCUCCGUGACCGGCCCCAGCUUCGACACCGACCGCAAUGUCAUCCUCUGGCUUGACCAUCGCCCGGUCGAGGAGACGGAGAAGAUCAAUGCCACCGGCCACAACUUGCUGCGAUAUGUAGGCGGGAAGAUGUCGAUCGAGAUGGAGAUUCCAAAGGCGCUCUGGCUGAAGAACAACAUGCCCAAGGAACUGUUCGACAGGUGCAAAUUCUACGAUCUGGCCGAUGCAUUGACCCAUCUGGCCACCGGGAAUGAAAAGAGGAGCUUUUGCAGCGUUGUAUGCAAACAGGGCUAUGUGCCCGUGGGGGUGGAUGGAAGCAUCAAGGGAUGGCAGCCGGACUUUUUGAAAGCGAUUGGUUUGGAGGACCUCGCUUCCGAUAACUUCAAGCGGAUGGGCGGUGUAAACGGAGAUAAUGGCGAGUAUCUGAGUGCUGGCGAGUUGGUCGGCGGCCUCUGUGAAUCCGCAGCCGCCGAGCUUGGACUUCCUGCAGGUAUCGCCGUUGGUAGCGGUGUCAUCGACGCCUACGCUGGAUGGAUCGGGACCGUAGGAGCAAAAGUCGACCUGGACUCUGACCUCCUCAGCUCCGACGCCGCGAACAAUGACAGGUCUCAGGCUUUCACCCGUCUGGCUGCCGUAGCGGGAACAUCUACCUGCCACUUGGCCAUGUCGCCCGACCCUGUUUUUGUUCCGGGAGUUUGGGGCCCUUACCGCGAUACUAUCAUUCCUGGCUUCUGGAUGGCAGAAGGAGGACAGUCAGCAACCGGCGAGCUUCUUAAACAUGUUAUCGAAACCCACCCUGCGUUCAACGAAGCACUCUCGGUUGCCGAGUCCUACAAUUCCAAUAUUUAUGACUACCUGAACGAGCGUCUCAGGGAGAUGGCAGCCGACUCCAAAGCGCCUUCCAUCUCCUAUCUUGGCCGCCAUUUCUUCCUCUACGGCGACUUGUUCGGCAACAGGUCCCCCAUUGCUGAUCCGCAAAUGUCUGGCGCAGUUAUCGGCUUAUCAAGCGAUAAGUCGGUCAAUGGUUUGUCGUUAUACUACUAUGGCACCCUGGAAUCCAUCGCGUUGCAAACACGUCAGAUAGUCGAGACGAUGAACAAGGCCGGCCACAAUAUUACUUCGAUCUUCAUGUCUGGGUCCCAAUGCCAGAAUGACAUCUUGAUGGGCCUUAUUGCAUCGGCGUGCUCGAUGCCGGUUUUCGUUCCACGUUAUGUCCACGCCGCUGUAUGUCACGGAGCAGCGAUGUUGGGCGCCAAAGCAGCUAGCGCAGACAAGGACGGAAAGACUGAAGGGCUCUGGGAUAUCAUGGAUAGAAUGAGCAAGCCGGGUAAGGCAGUUUAUCCAACCAAAAAUGAGCAUGAAAAGAAGCUCUUGGAAGUGAAGUACAAGGUUUUCCUAGAACAGUGUUUCAAACAACAGGAGUAUAGGAACGAGGUCGAUAAGGCUAUUGUGGGAUGGAAUUCCUCCUAG
Molecule: messenger RNA, 1824 nt
Organism: Arthroderma uncinatum
Lineage: Eukaryota; Fungi; Ascomycota; Eurotiomycetes; Onygenales; Arthrodermataceae
Product: MPA43
Exons: 3
Coding region: 1-1824 (607 amino acids)
Biological process (GO): carbohydrate metabolic process
Molecular function (GO): phosphotransferase activity, alcohol group as acceptor; kinase activity
Source: RefSeq, a predicted model, not a curated record